GAUCGUGGCCCCGCUGUUUGCGGGGUGUGUCACCGGCCUCGGGGCGCUGGUGCUCGCAGCUGCCGUCGCCCUGAUCUGGUUCGAAGUUGCCGUGCGGGCGAGGGGCCAGGAGAGCGACCUGGUGUGUGCCGUGCUCUUGGCGGGAGCCGCGCAGCUGGGCGACAGGAUCGCCGUCAUGACUGCCCAGGACGGCUUCGCCGAGGGCCUGAUGAUUGACAAGGCGGCGACGUGUCUGUGGCAGGGCAUCAGCCGCACGUGCGCCGUCCGCUUCGACCAGCAGAGUGAUCGCCGAUGUUGUUUUGAGGACAUGGACGCCGACAGUUUGGAGGUCAGCCUCGUGGGGGGCUUCCCCGUCCGCGGCCUUCGCCACACUCUCUGGACGAUCAAGUUCACGCAGGACCAUAGCGGGGCCGUUUUAGCGGCUCCCAGGCAGUGGGUGCAUGUCACUCGUGCGCCGCCCUGCCAUAGGUCGGUGUACGAACAUGGCGCGAGGUCUCGGGUCUUCGACGCAGUGCUCACGAUCGAUCAGGAGAAUGAUCCAGCUUCUUUGUCGAUGGACUGUGCCCGCUGGCGCCUCGCUCUCAUCAAGGAGGAAGUACGCUUGUGCCCGAGUGCGCCCGCCUACUUUUACCGAGGACAGCUUCACAG
Molecule: messenger RNA, 648 nt
Organism: Prorocentrum cordatum
Lineage: Eukaryota; Dinophyceae; Prorocentrales; Prorocentraceae
Source: the annotation of a GenBank genome assembly